AUGUAUCAUGAACGGCAGUCCCGGCAGAUGUGCCUGGUCCACGCACUGAAUGCACUUUUUCAAAAACCUCAUUUUACUUCAGAAUCAUUGGAUGAGAUUUGUUACUCACUAAAUGAAAGUCGGUGGUUUAACCCUCACAGGUCAAUGCUUGGCCUUGGCAACUAUGAUGCAAAUGUGUUGAUGUCAGCGCUUGCUAUGUAUGACUAUCAAGUAAGCAAGCAGAACUUAGUUCGACUCAUGGAACGAAUUUGUUUUGAAAACAUUGAUGCACUAAUUGUCAAUAUCCCGUCAAAAAAUUACAUUCCUUUUUGGAAAGGACGCCAUUGGUAUACAGUACUCCGUCAGGACAAUAACAGGUAUUUCAACCUUGAUUCUAAACUGGAUGAACCUGAAGAAAUAACUGAUAUUGUUGGGUACUGCCGCAGUCUAUUAUCAAAAACGGCAGAUUCUAAUCAAAUAUUUCUUGUCGGCAAAGGUGAUUCUUCUCGUUUUGUUUCUGCUGAGUGA
Messenger RNA from Haemonchus placei, 507 nucleotides. The record is from the annotation of a GenBank genome assembly. NCBI's taxonomy places the organism in Eukaryota, Metazoa, Nematoda, Chromadorea, Rhabditida, Trichostrongylidae.